This is a messenger RNA of Gongylonema pulchrum, 1131 nucleotides long. The record is from the annotation of a GenBank genome assembly. NCBI's taxonomy places the organism in Eukaryota, Metazoa, Nematoda, Chromadorea, Rhabditida, Gongylonematidae.
AUGCUGAGAUUGCAGGGAGUUCUUUGGGUAGAAUCGGUUCCUGAAGACGGGUUGCAAAUAGCGAUUUAUGACGAGAACACGGUGGUGAAUCAGGGCACCUCAGAGUGGCCUCUGCCACAGCUGACAUUUCAUCAGGUGCAUGGCUCGAAUAUACAAAUUUUACGAGGUGGCCGAGUCGCCAAACGGAAGGAAUCAUUUUGCAAAGGACUUGCCUUCAGCAGCCGGCCUAUACAGAUCGACGAAAACGUAUGUAUCCGUUUUGCCGAAGUAGUUUCCAAUUGGUCGGGUGUAUUGCGCUUUGGCGUUACAGCUGUCGAUCCUGAAACUUACCGUGGUAUCGAGCUACCGAAGUUUGCGUGUCCGGAUUUGACAAGUAAGGAAGGCUAUUGGGCGAAAGCGUUGCCUGAGCGUUAUUCUGUUGCCGGAUCAGUUUUGCAUUUUUAUGUGAAUGCCGAAGGCGAACUUUAUUACGGCAUAAAUGGUGUUUUGAAAGGCCAGUUUCUGAAUGGAAUCAAUGUUUCAUCACCCUUGUGGGUUAUCGUUGAUAUUUAUGGUAAUAGCUCUUCACUCGAAUUCAUUGAUCCAAAUGAGGUAAGAUUUCGGUCGCCGCGAUCAGUAACUGCUAGAAGUCGUGUAGUUCGUCCUCAGUCGGCAACAUCCGUCCCGCAGGUACCUGCAACAACGAGUGCAGCAACACAUCAUCAGCAUCCCAGAAGCGGUUCAAAUGCUCGACGCAAUUUACCAUUGUCAAAAUAUCAUGCAGAUGUCCACUUCACACCGCUAACAUUUCACUCCGUCCGAGGCAAGCAUGUUUCUUUAACGCAUGGGUACACUGUAGCCGAGAGGCAUACCGGGGAAUAUGCGUGUGGUUAUGUCUUCACUUCCAGACCGCUGGUACUUGAUGAAAAAAUUGUCAUUCAGAUUUUGGAUGUGGAGCCGGCUUAUACUGGUAGCAUGGCAUUUGGGUUAACCUGUUGCGACCCGGUGAAUUUGCAAGGCUCGACACUUCCUGUAGACAGUGAUGAUCUUCUGGAACGACCGGAGUAUUGGGUUGGUAUCAAAGACGUCGCUGCGCAACCAAAAAUUAGCGAUGAAUUGUCAUUUUGGAUAACUCAUAGAGGUCAGUUUUGA